Molecule: messenger RNA, 665 nt
Organism: Aspergillus homomorphus CBS 101889
Lineage: Eukaryota; Fungi; Ascomycota; Eurotiomycetes; Eurotiales; Aspergillaceae
Exons: 2
Coding region: 228-665 (145 amino acids)
Source: RefSeq, a predicted model, not a curated record
CUUCAAGGACAACUAUGUGAAGGAACCAAUAGAAUGCCAUGUUUUAUCAGGCAUAACAUGCCUCUCGUGCCCCCGAAGAGGAAUUUGACCGUCAUAUAUAGCGUUCGAUGCCCCUCUCGCGUUGCAGGCUGUCAAACAUCCAGUGGUCAUAUGCUGAAUUCCUUGAUUUAUCAACCUUUACAACGCUUUUGAUCAAGUCAGAUUGGCUGUCACUACCUGCUUGAACAAUGAGGGUCUUUUCUGCCUUUACUUGCCUGUUGCGCAACUUCGUGGUUAUCAGCCUACUAGCCAGUGUCCUCACCUCGGCGUACCUUGACAGACUCUCGCACAGCUUAUCAUCGAGCCCACAACGCAGGAGCCUGCCAGGCUCGCUUGCCACGGCGCCAAAUGGUGCCGUGGGCUAUCAACCUCUUCCAGAAUUAGUCGAAAGACCGAACCCGACAACCACCCUAAUAGCCAAGCCGACCGCGCUGUCUCAGGAGCUGAGCUCGAACGGAGGCACAAGAGAUACAGGAUCACAAGAGGAAGUAAUAGUCCUGGCUGGCACGGUCACCAGAGCUCAGACUGUUCUUCGGGCUACACAAACGGGCGUGGCAAGAAGAAGUAUCACAUUGGAAGCGAGUGUCGGAUUACUCGCGAUUGUCUUGUGUCUUUACCACUUGUAA